Debaryomyces hansenii CBS767 is the source of this 543-nucleotide messenger RNA. RefSeq lists its product as uncharacterized. The coding region runs from base 1 to 543 and encodes 180 amino acids. The transcript has a single exon. The record is from RefSeq and is a predicted model, not a curated record. Lineage: Eukaryota; Fungi; Ascomycota; Pichiomycetes; Serinales; Debaryomycetaceae.
AUGUGGCCAUUUAAUUCGAAUAAUGGUAAGGAUACAUCUGAGAUUGCUGAAGAGCUUCCUGAAAAUUUAAAGGACUUUUUCAAAGAAAAUAAUCCUGAUUUAAAACACGAAACGAUUUUCGAUGUUCCACCACAGCAGAAGAGAGUGAAUGAGAUCCUACAUAAACAACAGAAUAAUAACGAAUAUUCGUUUGAGUUUGAUAAAUAUAAACGUAGAGAAACUCCCAAGAAAGUCACAUCCAUAAAUUGUGCCGAGUUACAACAGCAAGUUAUAGAAUGUUUUAGAGGAUGGACAUUUACUCUGACCAACCAAUGUUCACAAGAAAUUAAAAACAAUUCAUCCUGUAUUGAGAUCCAGAAUAAUGCCUUGAAGAAAUUGUAUUAUGAUGAUUGUUAUAACAUAGACCACUGCACAAAGAUAAGGUUUGUGAUUGACAAAUUGUUUACUGACAAUUUUGGUCAAUAUGGGGAGAAUAUGACCGAUGAAAGUAAACAAAAAUUCAACGAAGAAAUCGAUAAAUCAUUCUAUAAGAUUUGGAAAUAA